CAUACUUUCAUGGCUGCUUCAGGGAGAUACAUGUGAGUAGUUUGGACACGUUUUACAGGGUAUUUUAUUUAACCAUAACCAGACAAACAGUGGUUUUAAAGAACUCCUUUGAGAAAACGAUAGAAUCUUUCUUAAAGUUGAUGGUACGUUAUUUCAAGAACAUUUUCUAUGUUCUCAAACUCUUUAACAAACGCGAAAUAACGCUUGAUAACAGAACACUAUCACGUGCUAGACCUUGCAGUGCGCAAUUGACAAACGUCACAAAUGAUAGAGAUGUAAUUUGUAAAGUGACAAAAGAACAUACAUUUUACAACUCAGUAAAGGAGUUGUCAUCUGGCCCACGUUUGCAUCAACACCGUUUUACAGUAGUGUCGCAUACAAUGGAGUCGACAGAAGUGACGAGGGUGUCCGCGGUAAAUACCUCAAACACAACAGUCGCUUCUACCACAGACGAGUUGAAAGAAACUUGUAAACGUAAGAGCGAAGAAAAAGAUGACCCAGAGAAAAGUAGUCGUGGAAAGAGACGACGAGGAGGGGGUGGGAAGAAACAACUCCGUCCAGGAGAGAGAUACAUUCCUCCCCCUCAAAAACGCAACCCCGGGGUGAGCUUCAGCAAAGAGCAUUUUGAUGAAACCACUUACUAUUUUGAAGGAGGUCUACGCAAAGUGCACCCAUACUACUUCGACUUCAAAACGUACUGCAAGGGACGCUGGAUUGGGAAAAGUCUUCUCGAGGUUUUCAGCAGUGAAUUCCGAGCUCAGCCGUUGGAGUACUACAUUAUGGCUUCCAAACUAGGACGCAUCCGACUCAACGAGACACCAGUGGAUGACCUCUCUGUAACACUCAGGGUGAGUUCAAUCUUUGUCUCGUCCCUGACUCAGUCUAUGAAUAUGUUGGCUUGAAAUAGAUAGAUAGAUCCUGUGUAGCUCAGUUGGUAGAGCAUGGCGCUUGCAACGCCAGGGUUGUGGGUUCGAUUCCCACAGCGGGCCAGUAUGAAAAUGUAUGCACUCACUAACUGUAAGUCGCUCUGGAUAAGAGCGUCUGCUAAAUGACUAAAAUGUAAAUAGACUGUUGUGUCCUAUCUAUCUAACUUGGCCCCUAUGUUUUUUUAAAUAAAAUCUGUGCAGAAUAUUGUCAAACUCUUUGUCUUUUCCCCCCUCAGAACAAUGACUUCCUAAGGAAUACAGUGCAUCGCCAUGAGCCGCCUGUAGUCGGACGGCCGCUGGAGAUUCUGGAAGAUAACGGGGAAGUGUUGGUAGUUGACAAGCCAGCCUCGAUGCCAGUCCAUCCUUGCGGGCGCUUCCGUCACAACACGGUGAUCUUCAUCCUGGGGAAGGAACGGGGCAUAUGUGGCCUUCACACUGUGCACCGGCUGGAUCGCCUCACGUCUGGGGUGCUGCUGUUCGCCCGCACUCUGGAAGUGUCCCAGAAACUGGAUGUGUUGGUGCGAGACAGACAGGUGAAACAUUCUCAGUCUACAUUAUGGUAGUCCAGUAUACACCAAUCAGUCGAAAAGGGACAUUGAGUGUACUAAUAAGUGGGGCGUCAAGUAUAAUCUCUCUCUCUCUCUCUGAGAGGGAACAUACAAUGUACUUCUAAGUGGCUGAUACAGUCUGUCAUCUUUUACAGCUGGAGAAGGAGUACGUCUGUCGAGUGGAGGGGGAGUUCCCAGAGGGCGAGAUCAUCUGUGAGGAGCCCAUCCUUGUGGUCUCCUUCAAGGUGGGACUGUGCAGAGUGCAUCCCAAAGGCAAGGAUUGCCGCACGGUCUUCCAAAGACUCAGCUGGAACGGCCACUCCAGUGUAGUGCGUUGCCUCCCUCUCACUGGCCGCACUCACCAGAUUCGCGUCCACCUCCAGUUCCUGGGCUACCCUAUCCUCAACGACCCUGUCUAUGGCUCCUCUGCUUGGGGUCCUCAAAGGGCGAAGGGAGGCCUGGUGGGCAUGAGCGACGAAGAGCUUCUCAAAGCGAUUCUGGAGGAACAUCGCUUGAAGGAGAGUCUUCAUCUCCUAGACAUCCCAGAUGAGGGAAUGGUACAGGUGAGCAAUGCGCGGACUGACGUCUAUGGCAAAGAUGCUCAGACACCUCAGCCAGAGCUGUUGUCAGGGGUUUGCAAUUCUAUUUCAAGUGACUGUACACCGAGUGAUGUAGAACAGAGUGCAAAUCAGGUCCACAGCAGUCCAGCCUCACCUGGUGCAGUACCCAGACCAUCUGAAGAAAAUGGAGAUCAAACCGAGUCCACAGAAUCUUCUCACCUAGAUGCUACAAACGCGAAAGAUCCUCUGUGUAGCGAGUGUAAGAUUGUCCGUCCGGACCCCACUGAGAAGGAGCUCGUCAUGUAUCUCCAUGCGUUGCGCUAUAAAGGACCAGAUUUUGAAUAUUCAACUCUGCUACCUGACUGGGCCAAGGAUGACUGGAUUGAAGACUAAGGCACUACAGUGAUACUGGACAACAGAAGUGCAGGCAGUGUACAAUAGAAAUGGUGUGAUGUGACAAAUAGGAUGCAAAGCAUCACUGUUGUUGUUGUUUUGUUGAAAUGACAGUCUUUGGACACUUUGUGAACCAAGCUCUGUUGUUAAUUGUAUGGCUCACGGUUCUGUAAUUCAUGAAUAAUUCUGUUUUUAAAUGAUAGAAUACAUUUCCCUCUGACUCACUUUAAGGGGAUCUAAUACUUUGGACCAUAUAUUAUCUAUUGGACUCUAAGCCAAGAAGAGGUUUCUCUAGGAUUUUUUUCAACAGCCCUUCGAAUUGAAAAUGAAUUAAGUUUGACAAUUUGAAUUGUAUCUUCAUGAUAUUGAAUAAAACAACCCAUUCUGCAG
Molecule: messenger RNA, 2817 nt
Organism: Coregonus sp. 'balchen'
Lineage: Eukaryota; Metazoa; Chordata; Actinopteri; Salmoniformes; Salmonidae
Source: the annotation of a GenBank genome assembly